ACAGGUAAGACUCGGUUUGCUUUUGUUAUGUGAACCAGGUAAUUCAUAUCGUUAAAAUUCCGGCCACCACGUCUUCCCCGCAACCACCAAUUUAACCGUUAAAGAAUGACCGUCCGAUCAAUCUUCAACGCCCAAGAUCUCAGGACAGAGUUUGAAUCAGCAGACAUCAGUCAUCACUUCAUCCCAUUAAUUUGGAAGUUUGUGAUUAAGAACCCUAAUUGUGAUUGGGAUGAAAUACCCAAUUUGCCCUCAGCUGCAUACUCAAUUCUCCACUCAAAGUUCAGAACUUUUACUUCCACUGUGCACUCUGUUAUUGAAUCCAAUGAUGGGGUCACCACCAAACUGCUUAUCAAGCUUCAGAAUGGUGCCUUUGUCGAAGCUGUUAUCAUGAGGUAUGACACUCGUUUGGGGAAAUAUGGCGGCGAGCCUCGUCCUGGGGGUGUAAGGUCAACUUUGUGCGUAUCUUCCCAGGUUGGUUGUAAAAUGGGUUGCAAGUUUUGUGCAACAGGAAGCAUGGGAUUUAAAAACAAUCUAUCAUCAGGAGAAAUUGUUGAGCAAUUAGUCCAUGCCUCCCAAUUAUCCAACAUACGGAAUGUUGUUUUCAUGGGAAUGGGAGAACCAUUGAAUAACUAUAAUGCCUUAGUGGAAGCAAUUCGUGUUAUGCUGGGGUCUCCAUUUCAACUGUCACCAAAAAGAGUUACAGUGUCAACGGUUGGAGUCAUUCAUGCUAUUAACAAGCUUCAGAAAGAUCUUCCGGGUCUGAACUUGGCAGUAUCAUUGCAUGCACCGGUUCAAGAUAUUCGCUGCCAUAUAAUGCCAGCUGCUAGGGCUUUUCCUUUAGAAAAACUUAUGGCUGCUCUGCACGUAUAUCAGCAAAAUAGUCAACAGAAAAUAUUUAUCGAGUACAUUAUGCUUGAUGGAGUAAAUGAUGAAGAACAACAUGCCCACCAGCUCAGCGAAUUGCUAGAGACUUUUCAAGUGGUCGUAAAUUUGAUACCUUUCAACCCAAUCGGUAGUUUGAGUCAAUUUCAAACUAGUAGCGAUGAGAAAGUAUUAAAAUUUCAGAAAAUUCUUAGGGAAGUUUACAACAUUCGGACAACUGUUCGGAGGCAAAUGGGCCAGGACAUAAGCGGUGCCUGCGGUCAGCUGGUGGUUAGUUUACCUGAUAAGAAAUCCGCUGGAAAUGUUGGUGCAUUAACAGACAUUGAAGAUCUUCAUCUUUAUUGAUGUGAUAAGUUAGUUUGUUCAAUGUAGAAUAUUGUGAGUAUUUUGUUUAAUAUUCUUGUUAUACCUCCAGAAAGAGAUGUAGCUGCAAAUUUUUGGCUCAAGUAUCAAUUUUGCCCUUGAUUUGUA
This is a messenger RNA of Mercurialis annua (annual mercury), 1353 nucleotides long. RefSeq lists its product as uncharacterized. Gene Ontology annotation, molecular function: RNA methyltransferase activity; iron-sulfur cluster binding. Gene Ontology annotation, biological process: rRNA base methylation; tRNA methylation. The record is from RefSeq and is a predicted model, not a curated record. NCBI's taxonomy places the organism in Eukaryota, Viridiplantae, Streptophyta, Magnoliopsida, Malpighiales, Euphorbiaceae. Bases 106 to 1227 code for a protein of 373 amino acids. The transcript is spliced from 8 exons.